AUGGAUUCAAACAAUUCAAACAACCUCAACAAACUUUUUUGGGAGGUGAUUGAAGAAGAACUUAUGGACAACACAGAUGAAGAACUAUUUUUGUCAAUGCUCGAGAAGGAACGUCAAUCUAGAAGUUCAUCAAGGCGAAAAAGAAGAUCGGUGAUAGAUCAGAAUCGUGAAGAAGGGCAUAUACGAUUAUUCAACGACUACUUCUCAGAAAAUCCAGUAUACACGGAUGCCCAAUUCCGUAGAAGGUUCAGAAUGCAUAGGCAUUUGUUUCUUCGAAUUGUAGAAACCCUUGGAAAUCAUGAUGAAUAUUUUCAAAUGAGGGUCGAUGCAACUGGUAAAAUGGGUCUUUCACCAUUGCAGAAGUGCACUUCUGCUAUUCGUAUGUUGGCAUAUGGAUCUUCCGCUGACAUUGUAGACGAAUAUGUUCGAAUUGGUGAAAGCACUGCAAUUGAGUGCUUAGAGAGAUUCGUAAGGGGCGUGAAUGAGGUGUUUGGGGCUGAGUAUUUGAGAAGGCCUAAUAACAAUGAUGUUGAGAAUCUUUUACAAAUGGGGGAGUCACGUGGAUUUCCAGGCAUGUUAGGUUCCAUUGAUUGUAUGCAUUGGGAAUGGAAGAAUUGUCCGGUUGCAUGGAAAGGACAAUUUUGUCGAGGUGAUCAUGGUAAACCCACGAUCAUGCUUGAAGCAGUGGCAUCACAAGCCUUAUGGAUUUGGCAUGCAUUUUUUGGUAUUGCAGGUUCAAACAAUGACAUUAAUGUGCUAAACCAAUCUAAUGUGUUUAACGAUAUUUUGGAAGGAUGUGCUGCUACUGUGCAAUAUACAAUCAAUGGGAAUCCAUAUAAUAUGGGGUAUUAUUUAGCGGAUGGUAUAUAUCCUGAGUGGGCUACAUUUGUCAAGACCAUUUCAAUGCCGCAAGGAGAAAAGAGAAAACUAUUUGCACAACACUAA
Messenger RNA from Vicia villosa (hairy vetch), 945 nucleotides. RefSeq lists its product as uncharacterized. The record is from RefSeq and is a predicted model, not a curated record. NCBI's taxonomy places the organism in Eukaryota, Viridiplantae, Streptophyta, Magnoliopsida, Fabales, Fabaceae. Bases 1 to 945 code for a protein of 314 amino acids. The transcript has a single exon.